CUGCUUGGUAGGUUUGCUGGUGUGAGCAUCCAAAAUGGUACAAAAAGGACCCCUUCCUCCCUGUUCACCUCGCAUUUUUUUCUUCUUCUUCUUCUUCUCCUUCACUCUUCACUUCAUCAUUUCCACGACCCUCCCUACGCAACCGCAUUUCGCAACCGCUGCCUCUCUACUCCACCUUCCUGUAACAUAAUACACGCGUAAUCAUCAUGCACCUCAAGUCCAUUGCCACCGUCCUCGCCGUCGCCGGCCUCGCUGCUGCCCAGACCAACACCACCGAGCUCAAGCACGGCCAGGCCCACGUCGAUAUGAACGGUAUCGAUGCCACCUUCACCUUCGACAAGGUUGCCGAGGGUAUGAACAUCACUGUCAGCGUCGCCAAGGGUCUCACCACCGGUCUUUUGAUUCAGACCACCCCUCCCCAGACAGGCUUUGAGUACCACAUCCACGACUUCCCCGUCGGCCCUAACAACAACUGCACUGCCACCGGUGCUCACUUGGACCCCGCCAAGGUCGGUGUUGCCAAGCCUUGCGAUCCCACAGAUCUCAACACCUGCCAGACUGGUGACUUGGCCGGCAAGCACGGCCCCCUCGUCCCUGUCAACAACGCGACCGGAGAGAUCCCCACCAUCAACUACAUCGACAGCCAGCUCAACUUCACUGGUGACGGUGCCAUGGUCGGUCGCUCGAUCGUCAUCCACAACAACGGCACCCGCAUUGGCUGCGCGAACUUGGUUGUCGAUGGAUACACCGUCCCUACCACUACCUCCUCUGCUGGUGCCGGCGCUGGCACAAGCACGUCUUCCCCCACUGCCAGCUCCAAGCCCAACAGCGCUGCCAAGCUCGUCGGAUCCGUUGCUCUCUCUGGUCUCAUCGCCAUGAUGAUGAUGGCUCUUUAAAUGGGAUCUGAAAGAAAAGGAUGACGUUCCUGCAUCCGCUCUUCAAACUAUCGCAUAGAUGCAUUCAUCUCUCCUAUUUCUACAACCCCAAAAACAACUACAGCUUAAUAUCUUUGAGUGGAAAGGGACGAAUUAAGGCGUUUGGAGCGACGGCCAGGGGCAUGCGAGAAAGACCGAGAACCACAGUUUUCUUUUAAGUCGCCGGUAAAGCGUUUUCGGAUGUAAAGAAAAACUGCUCGUCCAACUUGCUGUUCUUUGAAUCGCGCUACGCGUCUGUAUUCUUCUUUCUUAUUCACGAAUAAAAACAUUUGUAUAAAA
Messenger RNA from Gamsiella multidivaricata, 1214 nucleotides. RefSeq lists its product as uncharacterized. The transcript has 2 exons. Lineage: Eukaryota; Fungi; Mortierellomycota; Mortierellomycetes; Mortierellales; Mortierellaceae. Gene Ontology annotation, molecular function: metal ion binding. Bases 207 to 896 code for a protein of 229 amino acids. The record is from RefSeq and is a predicted model, not a curated record. Gene Ontology annotation, biological process: superoxide metabolic process.